Messenger RNA from Trichomycterus rosablanca, 681 nucleotides. Its product is annotated as signal transducer and activator of transcription 1-like. The record is from RefSeq and is a predicted model, not a curated record. Bases 1 to 681 code for a protein of 226 amino acids. The transcript has 7 exons. Gene Ontology annotation, molecular function: DNA-binding transcription factor activity, RNA polymerase II-specific; RNA polymerase II cis-regulatory region sequence-specific DNA binding. NCBI's taxonomy places the organism in Eukaryota, Metazoa, Chordata, Actinopteri, Siluriformes, Trichomycteridae. Gene Ontology annotation, biological process: regulation of cell population proliferation; defense response; regulation of transcription by RNA polymerase II.
AUGGAUGGUGCAGGAUCAUCUCAGGACUGCUGUGUGCUGGAAAAGCAGAAUAAACUGGACGACCAAGUGACCGAGCUAAAGAAGAAAGUUCAGGUUGUAUCAGUUGGGUUAGUAGGUGCACUGAAGUUAGCGGAUCAGAUCCAGUUUGCUCUGAUAUCAGAAGAGAUUCCGGAGUUGAAGCGGAGGCAGCAGAUCUCCUGCAUCGGGGGUCCAGCCAGCGUCUGCUUAGAUCAGCUGCAAAACUGGUUCACGUGUGUGGCCGAGUGUUUGCAGCAGGUCCGCCAGCAGCUGAAUAUUCUCCAGGAAUUGGCGCCAAGGUUUAGCCAGCACGACGAGCCCUUCAGAGACCUGAGCUCGCUGCAGGAACAAGAGCGCUCACUGUUUGAAAACCUUCUAAUCAAUUCUUUGGUGGUAGAAAGGCAGCCGUGCCUUGUCAUGCAUCCACACACGCCGCUGGUGCUGAGGAUCUGUGUUCAGUUUACUGUCAAAGUCAGGCUGCUGGUGAGGUUACCAGAUUUAAACGAGCAGCUUAAAGUCAAGGUUACUUUCGACAAGGAUUUACCGGAGAAUGAUACAGUAAAAAGCUUUCAGAGGUUUAAUGUUUUGGGAAACACUACUAGGAUCAUGAACGUGGAAGAAUCGAAUGGCUGUUUUGUUGCAGAGUUCCGACACUUGGUAUGA